Molecule: messenger RNA, 282 nt
Organism: Elephantulus edwardii (Cape elephant shrew)
Lineage: Eukaryota; Metazoa; Chordata; Mammalia; Macroscelidea; Macroscelididae
Product: secretoglobin family 1D member-like
Exons: 3
Coding region: 1-282 (93 amino acids)
Source: RefSeq, a predicted model, not a curated record
AUGAAGCUGUCCAUCUCUUUCCUGUUGAUCACCUUGGCCGUUUUCUGCUCUGAAGCUAAUGCAAUAGCUUGUCCACUGGCUGUUCUAGAAGCAACCAAGUUCUUAACGGAACCAGAUUUUACCUACAAAUUGUACCUUCAAUUUUAUAAAGUACCCCCUGAAGAUAUCAAAGCUAAGCUACAAGUGAAACAGUGCGCCAAUGAGCUGUCUAUUUGGGAAAAAGCACUCAUUUCAAAAGUGGUGGUCAUCUCCCUGGGAGUCAUAUUCCCCUCAGUGUCCUGA